This is a messenger RNA of Pristis pectinata (smalltooth sawfish), 3105 nucleotides long. RefSeq names its product F-box and leucine-rich repeat protein 15 (gene fbxl15). Bases 177 to 1040 code for a protein of 287 amino acids. Gene Ontology annotation, molecular function: protein binding. Gene Ontology annotation, biological process: SCF-dependent proteasomal ubiquitin-dependent protein catabolic process. The record is from RefSeq and is a predicted model, not a curated record. Gene Ontology annotation, cellular component: SCF ubiquitin ligase complex. NCBI's taxonomy places the organism in Eukaryota, Metazoa, Chordata, Chondrichthyes, Rhinopristiformes, Pristidae. The transcript is spliced from 5 exons.
GUGAGUGCCAUGGAGACAGGUGAGAGCAGCAGAAGGAAGAGCGUCCUUUUGAGUAGAAGAUGAGCUUGACUCUAUCAACAGCUUUGCAGGCAGAGCUUCAGCUGGACAUCCUAUGAGGCCAGCAGGUGCCAGCUUCUGGAGUUGCCCUGGGAGGAUGUUCUGGUUCCCCAUGUCCUAUGCCACCUCCCACUGUGCCAACUUGUCUGUCUGCAGCGUGUCAGCAAGCAGUUCCGUGCCCUGAUUCAGGUCUACCUGGCAAACUGUCACAGUCUGGACACCUCCCAGGUAACGUGCCAGUGCAGCCAGGGACAUUGUGCCUCCCUCUACCACCUAGGAGCCCGUCAAAGUUCGGGGCUGCCAUUCCUCAACACGCAUUCUGCAGGCUACUGAAAGACAACAUGGUGCUGCACCACCUGAGCGUUCACAGCUGCUCCGAUUGGCUAACGGACCUCGAGCUCUCGCCAGUGAUUGGUCAAAAUCAUCACUUGGAGAAGGUUGAUGUGACGGGAUGCCGUGACUUGAGCAGGCAGACGCUAGAGACCUUGUCACUGAAUUGCCCCAACUUGCAGUAUCUUUCUCUCAGGCAAUGCGACUGGGUGGAUCCCCUUUCCCUGCGAAGCCUGGCUGAUCGCUGCAGCCGACUUGUGUCAAUUGAUCUGACCGCUUGCAAGCAGUUGAAUGAUGAAGCAGUCUGCUACCUAGUGCGUAAGUGUCCAAAGAUCAAGUCACUGUCCCUGGCAGUCAAUGCAAACCUCAGUGAUAGCUCAGUGCAGGAAGUGGCCAAAGUAUGCACUGAGCUCGAACACCUGGAUUUGACUGGCUGUCUCCGCCUCAGGAAUGAAUGUAUAAGGACAGUUGCUGAAUAUUGCACAAAGCUCAACUCGCUGAAAGUGAAUCACUGUCAUAACAUCACUGAAGGAAGCUUAGAAGUUUUGCGUAAGAAGGGAGUAGACAUUGACGUACAACCUCCCCUCCAACGGGCACUGGUACUUCUGCAGGAUGUUGUGGGCUUUGCUCCAUAUAUUAACCUCCAGAUUUGAACAGAAAUAUUGUGGUAAACUUGUUAUCCAUAGCUUUGACACAAUUGCACUCCACUCUUGUGGUAAUGUAAACUUAGAUUGAAAUACGUUGAUGCUCCUUCGUCAAAUUUCCAGUAAUGAGAUCCCAAUCAUUUGUUCCUCAAUGUGUUGUUGAAAUGAGGUGAGACCUGUAAUGUCAUACAUGAAAAUAGCUGGCUUGCCAUCACAUUGAAUCAUCACUGCUAAGUCAUUGUUAGUGGUUUUGUUUUGAUUGUGUGAAGUGAUGAAAGUGGCCACUGCUGGUUGUACACUGCACCAGAGGUCGGAGCAAGGCAGAUUACUGCUCAUUUACUUGAGCAGAAUUCUGAAAGUGUUGCUGUUCACAGUGAAUGGCCAACCACAUCAACCAAAGGGAGGAAAUUAAGGGAGAUAACAUUGUUAAAAAAGCUUGAUGAUAUCAAGGUUUGGAAUUGAGAUGAAGCUUUGAUAAUCACCAUUUGGCGAUGCAUUCUCUGUACUUCAUAAUUAAAAGUUCUUUUCAGCUUCUUGAAUACACCUUCAAAACUUGCAUCACCAAUCAGCUUCCCAUUAACCUUUUGACUACAGCUUUUAUUGAAGUCUCCAAUUGCUGAUGCUUGGUAAGAUCCUAGCAAAUCUGCAUUGUAACUUCUCAUUGCACAAAACUGCACAUGGCCUCUCAGCUUUGGCCCUAACACAGCAGCUUAUAAGUUCCAGCCAACUCUAUAUGGUCUCAGCGCAAGAGUAUGCCAUUUGGGAUAGAUUAAAGAGGCAUUCAAUUAGACUCAUUUCCCACAGUACUGCAGUUUCUAUUAGUUAAUAUAUCCAAAUCCGUUUUGUGAGUUGACUUUCAGUACUCUUUCACACAAAGAUAAUCUAGUUCAUAAUUCCCUUAAAGUUUCUUUUAAUCUCUUUUGGUUCUUUUUAUUCUUAUAGUUCUGGUUACAGAUAACCCUGCUGGUGGAAAGAGUUUCUCGUGACUUUGAACAUUUCAAUUAAAUUUCCUUUUAACCUUAUGUCUGAGGAGAACAAUCCCAACAUUCGAUAAAAGAAAAUUUUAAAAACUGUUGGAAAUCUGAAAUCUUAACUCCUCAUCCACCAAAUCACUGAAGUCCCUCAUCACUUGUACUUGUCUGGUAACUUCCUGUGGUGUCUCUGGCACGCAAUCCUAUGAUACUUGUAUCCCUGGCCAUAUAUCCAUUUAAAACUUUUGCCUAACAAAUUUAUUGCAUUGCUACUAAAAUGCAGAAGUCAGCUUUUCUAAUGACUCUCUUAAUGGCCUCUUGAUUCGAAAUAAGCCUUAUUCCAGCACCUAAAUACAUAAACUAGGCUGAAAUUAUUUUGUUGGAAGGUGAUGCACAGUGCAUUUCAAUAAGGUGUUAAACUGAAUCAAGUAGAUGUUAAUAAUUCACCAGCAAUAUUCAAGAGUAGACAUAUUCAGAUGUCUUUAUCUCUCAACAAGCACAUUAACUUGUCAUUGCUUGAUCACAUGACAAUAUGAUCCAUCAACCUUGUUCCACUAUUCAGUAUGAGCAGAGCUGAUCCUCGGUCUCAUUUACCAUCCCUUCUGAUCUGCAUAUCUCUCAAUUCUCUCAACUCCCAAGGUGAACAUAUCCAAGACUGAGAUCAGUAUAUUGCUUGAGCAUCUGGAGUGCUGUCCAGUAGAGAAUUCAAAGUUCAUAAUUGCUUGUGAAGAAAUUCCUGCUUGUCUCAGCCCAGAUGGCUGACUGGGUUUUCUGGUUCAAUGAUCCCUAGUUCUAGAUGCCCUAGCUAGAGGAACCGCUUCUCAAGAUCCAUUUUCAAGCCCUCUGUGUUUCAUUAAGAGUUUUCUGAAUUUGGCUAUGGGCUCACAACACUCAAUCUCUCCUAAGACAAUCUGCUCAACGCUGGAGUCAAGUAACUGAACCAUUGUUGCACUGUUUCUCAGGCAAGUUUGUCCUUGUGUUCUGCGUCCUAAACUACAGUCUUACUAAGACUCUAGUUGCAUCAAAAUGUUGUUAUUCAUGUACGCCAAGUCCCUUACAAUAAAGAUUUGAUGUACCAUUUGUCUUCCAAAUUGCUUGCAGGU